UUUUGGGGCUAGCUGGGAGAUGGGGGUGGCCACCAUCUGGAUCACGUGACUGUGGCCACCCUACCCUCACCUUUGUUUGCAAAGAGCGCCAGGCGUCCUUAUCCAAUCACGUCUGGAAUGUGGCUUGCCACUUGGGCUAUUUCUGCUUUCUGUCGCUAUCAGGCUGCUGCUCAACAGUUUGACACAUGGGAUCGUUUUUUUAUUUCCACAUCUCACUCCUCUUUCUAGCAUUUACCCGCUCUCUCUCUCUCUCUCUCUGAAGUUUGUGGGUUGAACUUUUAAGCUCCCUGGCAGCGUUUCACUGGUAGCUGUGAAACAAAACACAGCCUCUGUCUGUGAGUAAGGGAAAGAGAGAAAGGAAAGAGAGUGGAUGAGCAAGACAGAGAGAGGGAGAGCAAAAGGGGAUCAGACGUAUGAAAUAGUGGGCGAGACAGAUCCAGCAGGAGCUGUACAGAGACAGUGCUAGGCAGACAGGAGAAUGUCUCACCGGUUGCGGUUGUAUUUUGACUCUGGUCGCAGCAACACAGCACCCGAGUUGGAGCAGCUGAACAGGGCGGCUGUGGACGGAGAUGAGAAUGUUACCAGUAACUGGAGAAGCCAUGGCGGCGCUGGAGCCGUGAUGGUCCGAACACAGUCACGAAAUGGAGGACAUGCUGAGAACUCCGAGUCGGAUGACGCCUUUCUAAAACGAAGUUCUUCCAUGUUCAUCCCACAGCUCCAGGGUCAAACCGAACCACGGACGACCAAGAGCACUUCUAUGCAGAUAUCUCUCCAACGUUUAACAGGACCGCAAGAAGAUGUUCCCCUUGAUCCACCUCCAGGGUAUCCACAGGACCCAGCUCCAGCCUACACUGAACCUGGAGUCGGUUGGCCCUUACCUCCACCUCCAGCCUACCACAGAGGAGACAAUCCAUCCUGCAGCGAAUCCAUCCUUGAACAAAGUCAACCAAACACCGAUCCCAUCCAACCUAAGAGACAAGUAUUUUGUGUCCGGCCGUGUGAUGGACAAAACGGUUAUGCUAGAAUGAGUGUACCCAACGGAAGUCACCAAGGGAUUACCAUCAAUGGUUUCUGUAUCCAGAGAAGAUCUAUAGAUGGCUCGGACAUCCGACAGUUCAGUAUUGUGCCGUACAACGAGGAAGGUCAGAACAGCCAGUGUCACCGCUGGUCAGUCCAACAAAGCACGGACAGCGGUCCUGGCACCCAGAGACUUGUUUUCCAACUUCAACAGGACCAGAGACAUCAAACAAACCUAAAUUCUCCCCCUGAAGUGACUGAUUUGGGAUACAUGGGCUCCAAAGGUUGCCGUGUGGUGCGAUACCCUCGGAUCCGUCUGGAGAGGAGCGCAUCGCAGCCGUUACAAACCAGAGGAGUUCCCGCACGCCUCGGUUCCAUGCCAGACCUUCAUGCACCAAUCUCAGAAAUGGAAACUGAGAGCGAGAUCGGUCAGAAUAAAGCUCAAGGCUGCACAUUCAAGAUUAGGCAGGAACAGAACUCCCGACAGCCCAAGUUUAAGAUAUAUUUCAGCCAGGGAGGUGAGCACAGCACCAUUACCGGACGGGAUAUUAGCUUUGGAAAGGUUCCUUCUUGCUCCGUUCCACAGACCAGAGAUGACUUCCUCGGGCAGGUGGAUGUACCUCUUACCCAUUUACCGACGGAGGACCCUGCAAUGGAGCGGCCGUACACGUUUAAGGACUUUCUGCUCCGUCCGAGAAGUCAUAAGUCUCGCGUGAAAGGAUACCUGAGGCUGAAGAUGGCUUACCUGCCAAAAAACGGCGGUCACGAGGAAGAGACCAGUGAGAUGAGGGAAGAGGCCGAGGGCUGGGAGGUGACCGACUCCACAGAUCCAGGGUCACAGAGACCCCAGCAGCUCCUGCCUCCUAUGCCCCCCGGCUGGGAAGAGAAGGUGGACAACUUGGGUCGCACCUACUACGUGAACCACAACAACCGCACCACGCAAUGGAAUAGGCCAAGUAGUGUGGAUGUGGUCUCAGAAACGGAAAAUGAUAAUCACUUGCGGCAGAUUAACCAGGAAGCCCACAGAGUUUUCCGCUCUCGACGGCACAUCAGCGAAGAUCUGGAAAAUGAGCAGCUGGACAUCCGAGACAUUGAUGAUUCAUGGGAACCCAUAUCGGAGGAGGAUCCUGCUUUACUGGGCGAGGGUCUGAAUCACUCUCUGUCCGGUCCCUCUUCUCUGGCAGUGCCCCUCUCCAGCACACCGGAGUUCUCCGAUGAGAUCAGCCUUAGAUUAUCUCUCGCUCCAGACACGAACGGAGAGAUCCCAGGACCCAGCUCCGCUGUGCAGGGUCAUCUCUCCUCACGUCUCCGCUCCUCCAGCAUGACCGAGGGAGUCAGCGAUCCAGCUCAACCUCCCACACCAACGCAGAACCCGCCGCCCCGACGAACACGAGCACAAACAGUCACAGGCGUUGAGGACUCGAUGUCUCCAUCGGCCAACUAUGCCAUAACCACGCCGGGCCUUCCGCCAGGCUGGGAAGAACGCAAGGACACCAAGGGUCGAACAUAUUUCGUCAACCAUAACAACCGCAGCACCACGUGGACCCGGCCCAUUCUGCAGCACACAGAAGAUGGAGCCAGUACCUCAGCUGCAGCAUCUGGUGGUGCUUCAGCAGCCACACCCUCUGCUUCCACCCCUUCCUCCUCCAGCGGCCAUCUAAGUGAACCACAAGUGCGUAGACCCCGCAGCCUCAGUUCCCCCACCGUCACGCUGUCUUCCCCGCUAGAGGGAGCCAAUAACGCCCCGGUACGGCGAGCCGUAAAGGACACGUUUUCAAACCCUCAGUCCCCACAGCCUUCACCCUACAGCUCACCCAAAUCCCAGCACAAGUCGAACCACAGCUUCCUCCCCCCCGGCUGGGAAAUGAGAAUAGCGCCCAAUGGACGACCGUUCUUCAUUGACCACAACAGCAGAAACACCACCUGGGAAGAUCCACGGUUAAAAUAUCCCGUUCACAUGAGGACAAAAGCAUCUCUAGACCCCGGUGACCUCGGCCCACUUCCUAAUCUUCCAGAGGAGCCGGGGUGGGAGGAACGAGUGCAUGCAGAUGGACGGACCUUUUACAUCGACCACAAUACCAAAAAGACACAGUGGGAAGACCCCAGACUGCAAAGUCCUGCCAUCACCGGACCCGCUGUGCCGUAUUCCAGAGAAUUCAAGCAGAAGUACGACUACUUCAGAAAGAAGUUAAAGAAGCCGGCAGAUAUUCCUAACCGCUUCGAGAUGAAGCUUCACAGAAAUAACAUCUUCGAGGAGUCAUACAGACGCAUCAUGUCUCUGAAGAGACCAGACAGUCUGAAAGCUCGUCUGUGGAUUGAGUUUGAAUCAGAGAAGGGGCUGGACUAUGGAGGCGUGGCCAGAGAAUGGUUCUUCCUGCUCUCCAAAGAGAUGUUUAACCCUUAUUACGGCCUGUUUGAAUACUCCGCCACGGAUAACUACACACUUCAGAUCAAUUCAAACUCCGGCCUCUGCAAUGAAGACCACCUCUCAUACUUCAAGUUCAUUGGACGGGUGGCUGGCAUGGCCGUGUAUCACGGCAAGCUAUUGGACGGUUUCUUCAUUCGACCGUUCUAUAAAAUGAUGCUGGGCAAGCAGAUCACGCUAAAUGAUAUGGAGUCAGUGGACAGUGAAUACUACAACUCUUUAAAAUGGAUUCUGGAGAACGAUCCCACAGAACUGGACUUGCGGUUCUGCAUUGAUGAAGACAACUUUGGACAGACAUAUCAGGUGGAUUUGAAGCCAAGCGGUUCAGACUUGGUUGUAACCAAUGACAACAAAAAGGAAUACAUAGAUUUGGUGAUUCAGUGGCGGUUUGUGAACAGGGUUCAAAAGCAGAUGAACGCCUUUUUGGAGGGUUUCACCGAGCUCAUUCCUAUUGAUUUAAUUAAGAUCUUCGAUGAAAACGAACUGGAGCUGUUGAUGUGCGGUUUGGGAGAUGUGGAUGUGAAUGACUGGAGACAGCACACCAUCUAUAAGAACGGCUACUGUCCCAAUCAUCCUGUGAUCCAGUGGUUCUGGAAGGCUGUGUUGUUAAUGGACGCAGAGAAGAGGAUCAGACUUCUGCAGUUUGUCACCGGAACAUCCAGAGUGCCAAUGAACGGCUUCGCUGAACUCUACGGUUCCAAUGGGCCACAGUUGUUUACUAUAGAGCAGUGGGGAACACCUGACAAACUCCCUCGUGCUCACACAUGCUUUAACCGCUUGGACCUCCCGACUUACGAGUCAUUUGAAGACCUGCGGGAAAAGCUUCUGAUGGCGGUGGAGAACGCCCAAGGCUUCGAGGGCGUUGACUAAAGAAAUCCCUUUAUACACACCUGAUCCCGUAGAGCAACCGAUGAGCAGAGACAUGUACAUCAAACACAAACUUAUCGUCACACACACACACACACACACACACACACACACACACACACACACACACUCUCGAGUUGCCAUAGUACAGCCAGAUCCCAGCAGCCGCAGACGUGUGAUGUCACACAGUAUAUGCAUGUAUCUGUCUAGCUGGAACACCAUUGGCUGUGAAGCCCUUUCCGAGACGCCAAACAACUCUACGUAUCCCUUCCCAACCCCUUUUUUCUUUAAAUUACUCUCUAAGGCCACUUUAGCGUUUGCAUCGACAGUAAUUCAAAGAAACGGAAAGAAUUUGCUCGGAUACACUUCAGUGUUUUAUGAAACCUCAGUGGGUGUGGCCUCAGAGUGGGUGUGGCCUUGAUACAUCAUAGCGACCACCGCGACCAAUCCCGUUUCUGCAUAUCUCGAUCGUAAACUUCAGCGAAGAGGCAGCGAUUAACUCUCUUAUCAGGUCUUAUUACCACCAGGUUACCUUAGGAAGUACAGCCAGGAUGAAGGGCGCCGCCUCAUCCUCACUUAUUCUGUCCACUGCGCCAAGUUUCCCCUUCCUUCCUCGAGGAUUCUUUUUUUAUCUUUUGCAACGCCAAGAAGCAACGGGAUGUUAAUAAUUGUUUUUAAUAGUUUAUUAUCGCUGUUAACAUUACUAUUAUCAUUCUUUCUGAGUAAACGGAUCUUUGUACCAACCAUGUGGUUUACUUUUUUAAACGAAAACGCAUCAGUGGCCUGGCUGUAUUGGAAUAAAUAUCCAUAUCAUCGUGGGUAACGAAAAACAAGCAAACAAAAAAAACAUGAUCAUCACGGUUAUUGUAUCGCUAUGAAACUGGCAUGAACAUGUAUCUUGUGUUUCAAUAUGAUUACGUAGUAAUUAUAAAGCUAUUCUCCUUCUUGGUGGAAAGUGAGAUCGGAAAGACGGAUGAACAAGGACAUGCAUUUGACAUGUUAAUGAGGGUUUUCUUAAAAUGUAAUAAGUAUUGUUCUUAAUUAUUAUGAUUCUAUCUGUUCAUAAUGCUGUAAAUGAGUUUGGGGUGAGGAAGGGUUGGAUUCUUUUACUGUACGUGUUGGAAGUAUUAAUGAGAAACGCAGAGUGAAGCUAUCCUAAAAAGCGCUGUGAUUCAACACUGCAAGUCUUGCAGGCUUUCAGUAUGUAAACUUUCUUUCGUAGUCUUUCUUUAUUUCUUCUAACACCACCGAACCUAAACGGGCACUUUAUUGAUCAUGUCACCAGUUGUUUUGUUUUUUUGUGAACUUGAAUGUGAUUAUAUAUUGUUUCUUUAAUGGCACUCGGUGCAAUAUCUGUGGUUUAUAAUCUGCCUGCUGCUAACACAUCAGUCGUGAAGCAGGGUUGCAGAUUGAGCUUUGCCCCUACUGCUGAUCCCGAGUCAGCUUGACUGCUCUUCCUAUGGUUUGCUGUAGAUGGGAUAGGUUGAGCUGGCAGCUGUUCCUGGAUCAGCUCUGUAGAAGCGAGCGCCACCUGGAGUAAGACUUCAGACUGAUUCUUUUUGUAUUUUCUGUUCCUUUGUAUCUCUCCUCACUCACACAUUUCGGGCCGCUUGAAUUGUAACGUGGCUCUGUAGGUUUGUAAUAAUAUGAUUCUUGUUAUUGCUAUGAAUGACCCUUUCUCUUUUGUAGGGGCUGUUGUUUUUUAUUGAUGACGAACAUUUACUUUGUCUUGGAUCCUGCUCACCGCAAGACCUUGCAAUUGGUAUAACUUCCUUCAAAAUAAACUGAUAAAUAGAAUCGGACAUGCUGUUGUUUUACUGUGUUACAGUAUUGGAAAGGUUUCAAAGCAGAUGUUAUUAUCCAAAGCGACUUACGUGCAUUUAAGGUAUUCACAUUUAUCAGUAUACAGUGCCUUGCAGAAGUAUUCAGCACCUUUUAUUGAGAGGUACGUGCCGCUCCAAAUCAUACUUAUUCAAUUGAAUUUGCCACAGGUUAAAUCCACUCGAAGUGUAGAAACAACAAGCAAAACUAAUGCUUCUGAGCUCAAUUUUCAAGUGUCCCAGAAAAGGGUAUGAAUACUCAUGCAAUGUACUUAUUUCUGUUUUUAAUAAAUUUGCAAAGUUGUCACAAAUCUGUUUUUUUGUUUUGUCAUUAUUGUGCGUGGAGUGUAGAUUAAUGUAUUUUUUUUCGUAGUUUAAGAUAAGGCAGCAACAUAACAAAAUGUGAAUAAAAUGAAGGGGGAUGAAUACUUU
Messenger RNA from Triplophysa rosa, 6561 nucleotides. It is a transcript of the gene nedd4l, whose product is annotated as NEDD4 like E3 ubiquitin protein ligase. The transcript has 28 exons. NCBI's taxonomy places the organism in Eukaryota, Metazoa, Chordata, Actinopteri, Cypriniformes, Nemacheilidae. Bases 479 to 4312 code for a protein of 1277 amino acids. Gene Ontology annotation, molecular function: protein binding; ubiquitin protein ligase activity; sodium channel inhibitor activity. The record is from RefSeq and is a predicted model, not a curated record. Gene Ontology annotation, biological process: ubiquitin-dependent protein catabolic process; regulation of dendrite morphogenesis.